GCCAUGGUGGUUCACGGCUCUAUGUUGGUCGCUUGUCAUCACGGACAAGAUCACGUGAACUUGAAGAUGUAUUUAGCAGAUAUGGAAGGUUUCUUGGCUUUUGCCAAACCUGGAGGUCUUGGUGAGAGGUCCAAUUGGUGGAUUUGGCGAGUCUUUCUAUAAUAUUAUUGCGUUUUUUAAUGGAAAUGGCAACAAUCUCAAAGUGGUGUUUAGUUGAUCUGUGAGGGGCGAAGUAUCAUCCCUUUGAUGCUUGUGUCAUGAUGGCCUUACUGUUUCUGGAACCCGUUUACGCAGAGUACGUGAUGUGGAUAUGAAGCGCGACUUUGCCUUUGUUGAAUUUAGUGACCCUCGGGAUGCUGAUGAUGCAAGAUAUAGCCUGAACGGUCGGGAUGUUGAUGGGAGCCGUCUAAUUGUGGAAUUUGCAAGGGGGGCACCACGGGGUCCUGGCGGAUCUCGUGAGUAUCUCGGGAGAGGGCCUCCUCCUGGAUCAGGACGCUGUUUCAAUUGUGGACUUGAUGGGCACUGGGCCCGAGAUUGCAAAGCUGGGGACUGGAAGAAUAAGUGUUAUCGAUGUGGAGAACGAGGGCACAUUGAAAGAAACUGCCAGAAUAGUCCAAAGAAAACCAAAGGGCGUAGUCAUUCACGUUCACCAAGUCCAAGGCGGGGCAGAAGUCGAAGCCGUAGUUACAGCAGGGGUCAUAGUUACAGUCGAUCCAGAUCACCUGUGAGGAGAGAAAGGAGUUUGGAGAGAAGAUCAAGGAGUCCUCAAGACAGCCGGAGCCCUAAGAGGCGUAGGGCUUCACCACCACCAUCCAAGGGGAGGAAGCACGAUCGUACACCCGAAGGGAGGAGCCCACGAGUGAGGGGUAGCCUCUCCCCCCAGGAUCGCAGAUCCGAUUACAGUAGGAGUCCCAGGGGAACGAGUGUUGAAGGAGACAAGAACGGGGAUAGGAGGCAUAGAAGCCCUGCUGAAGAAAAUGGUCACAGCCGCAGUCGCAGUCGCAGCCCAAGCCCCAUCCGCAGGGGUGAUAGGAGCCCUGUUGAAGAUGAUGAAGAUAACCAUGGUUCUCCAAGAGGCAGUGAAUCAGCUUGAAAGCAGUUUGAUGGCAUAUAUAUGCUGGUUUUACAUGAACAUUAGUGUGACAAUUUUCUUGCUUUAUCAAGUGGAACUUUUUCAAUAUUUUGUUUUCUAGCUCAAAAUUUUAGUUCUCUUUUAAGAUGAUGAAUUUGGAUUUAUGUGGGGGCAAUAGGUAAUUUAUGAUUCGGAUCCAGCAAUUUUCUGUGUGAUAUAUUUACAAGAAUUUCUGAAGCAA
Messenger RNA from Prunus mume (Japanese apricot), 1313 nucleotides. The record is from RefSeq and is a predicted model, not a curated record. NCBI's taxonomy places the organism in Eukaryota, Viridiplantae, Streptophyta, Magnoliopsida, Rosales, Rosaceae.